Rhineura floridana is the source of this 1691-nucleotide messenger RNA. RefSeq names its product CD24 molecule (gene CD24). The transcript has 2 exons. Bases 88 to 321 code for a protein of 77 amino acids. The record is from RefSeq and is a predicted model, not a curated record. Lineage: Eukaryota; Metazoa; Chordata; Lepidosauria; Squamata; Rhineuridae. Gene Ontology annotation, biological process: cell adhesion.
AGCGCAUAAAAACCCUCUGCAGCCGCCUCCACGUUGCAUCUCCGGAGCAGCUUUGGAGAGACUCGGGCGCCAAGGGCGUGAUCAGGCAUGGGGACCGCGGUGACUACGAGGCUCGGUUUGGGGCUUUUGUUCCUAGCACUUCUUGUACCCGCUCUGAUAAGUGACAAUAAUGCAACAACUAUAUCAGCCUCGAACAAUAAUUCAGGUCCAACAUCUGUACCAGUUGGCACACUGAAUAACACCACCAAGGGACAUGGAAGCUCUCUUCAAUCAACUACUGGCCUCUUCAUUCUCUCAGUCUCUCUUCUAUAUGUUUGUUAAGACACCCUGGCUGGGAAACUUCCAUCAUUCCCUACCCAGUCCCUGAACCACCUGAGAUGGCUAGACCUUCCUGUCCCAGCAUGAAAAAGAACCACAGAAUGCCUGCACCAAGCCAGUGCAGCUUAUGCUACAGUUCAGUUAUUGGUACCAAAUAGACUGAGAAUCUUGUAACAGCAUCUGAUGAUCCAAAACCGUCUUCCCUGAAAAACAACUCGGCAACCAUUACGUGUCUGAAGGCAGUGGGUGGGCUCCAGUAUUCAACAGGGAAAUGGAAAAUACAAGACAAGAAGUACAACUUGACUAGCCAUGGAUAACGACUAUUGUAAAAAACACAGGUGAAAGUUUAUGAAGCAAAUAAGAACUCUUUACUUGGAAUGCAAAUUAAGCUUAUAAAACCACUAGAAGAUAGAAAUGGCACUGAAGUGGUUCAGUUCACUUAAUUUCUGCUCCGUUUCAUAUAUAAGGAUGUAUCUGGCAGAAAAAGAGUUCCAUCCAACAUUUUGCUUUGAAAUUGCUAGCUUAAGUUGAGCAGAUCUUAUUUUAAGCCUCUGUUAAUAUGUGGUUGUUCUAAGUAAGCCUGUGUAGUUUUACAAUAUAUUGGAAAAUUACUUCUGCUGUGGCAGCAUUUCAGAUUUUUCUAUUUUAAUCAGCUGUAAGUGAACCAUAUAUGCUGGCAAAAAAGGUGUUUGAAGAGCAGUUCCAAAUGACAUGCAUAAAACUGAACAAGGGAUCAAACCUCCACUGCUAAACUUGAAUAGCUAUUAAUUUUUUCAUUCUCAUGGCAGUCUCCUUCUACAAUAAAGCCUCUAGAGUAACUUCAAAAUAUCAGUUUUGAUUUGGUGCCAUUUGUAUCCUAUUCUAUUUUAUGCUUUAAAUAUAUAAUGUGCAGAAGAAUGGAGAGUAGCUUUUUCAGAGGGGGGGAAGGGAAGGGGUUAAGUCUUCAAUCAUCAAGAAUCUUUAAAGUACAUGUUUCAAAUACUGGAUCCUUGAAACCAAUAACAUUUUCAAGGACACUAUAGAUAACAAAUAAUUUGAACUAAAACUGGCAUUAAGAUGCAGGUUGAACUAAAUGCUUGGAUUUUCAGAAAUAUGGAGAAGCUUGUUGACAAUACCAUGUCUAUGGAGCGUCUUGUCCAGUUACUUAUGAGAUCAUAGCUUUUAAAGAGAACCCAUCCUUUGAUUUGGACAGUGUACCCGAGACCUAGCCUUUUGCAUUGUCAAGUAACUGUACAGUGAACUCCAUAAAAUACUAUGGUAGGGUAUAUGUGCACUUCUUCCUUUUUGUAUCAAGUACACUGUUUUGAUUUUGUGACUGUGAUUAUGCUUUAAAUUUAAUUGGGUAAACUGUAAAUAAAAAAACCCUGAACUAA